AUGGCAGAUAAGUAUGAUGCCUUAGUCACUAUACUCUCAGCCGCAACCCCAUUUGCUGACGUUCGAGACUAUUCCCUUGGAGAUCUUCACGUGGAAGCCAUCAGUAUCGCGAUAGUCCUUUCUAGCCCUCUGUCUCGUGGCAGCGUCCACAUCACUUACGCCUCGAAGGGCAUACGACGCACUGUGAUCUCCAUGUGGUAUCCAACUAGCAUCUGUGCUAUGCUGUCGAAGGAGAAAGGUGGCGUUGUCGAUGAGCAUUUGAGGGUCUACGGAACUGAGAAGCUCAGAGUUGUUGAUGCUAGCGUGAUACCACUCAUCCCAGAGGCAGAUAUUCAGAGCAGUGUUUAUGCUCUUGCAGAGGGCGCAUCGGAUCUGAUCAAAGAGGGACAUAGGCCUUUCUACGAUGCGAGCAUCUAG
Cadophora gregata is the source of this 417-nucleotide messenger RNA. RefSeq lists its product as uncharacterized. The record is from RefSeq and is a predicted model, not a curated record. The transcript is spliced from 2 exons. NCBI's taxonomy places the organism in Eukaryota, Fungi, Ascomycota, Leotiomycetes, Helotiales, Ploettnerulaceae. Gene Ontology annotation, molecular function: oxidoreductase activity, acting on CH-OH group of donors; flavin adenine dinucleotide binding. The coding region runs from base 1 to 417 and encodes 138 amino acids.